ACCAAGAGCCGACCGCGUGCCAGGUUGUGUUCAGUUUACGGUUCUAUAGGAUGGGGUCGUUUGUCAUGCCCAGCUAAAGGGGGCGGAGUUCGCGCAGGCUCAGCACCCACAAGGGGCGCGCUGCGCGGUGCUGGGUGUGCAUGGAUGCUGGCUCCGGCCCUUUGAGGUCCGCGGGGCCUCUGCCGGGGAAUAUUCUCUCCUGCCGUCCACGAGGCCCUCACGGCGACGCCGGGCUUCUAGGCUCCUGGGCCGGGUGUGAUCCCCCAGCCCGUAGCGGAGCGAUCGGUGUCCCGGAGCGGCGGGAGCAAGCCGAGGCCGCGGCUGCCCAGGCCCGCCUGACCCUCGAGGGGGUCGCUGUUGCCUCGCGGAUCCCUCCCUCGCUCCCUGCUCGCGUCCCUCCCCGCUGCUCCCGCCGCGUCCGCCUUUUGUUCGCCGAGCCGCGCGCCCCCGAGCCGAGGCAGCGGGGCGGGGAGCUGGCGGGGCUGCGUGGGGGGCGGGCCGCGCCGGGCGGAGCCGGGGCCCUGGCCUCAGCCGGACUGGGAGUCCGAGGCGGCGAUCGCCGAGCAGGCUGCAGUCGGGGUCCGGGCGCGCUCCGGGGGCGCGGCGAGGCGGAGGGGGCGGGUACCGGGCGGAGCCGGAGUCGGAGUCGCGGCGCCUGGAGGAGAUCCGGCCGCGCGCUGCGAGCACCCAGUGGCGGAGAGGCCGCGCGGCGUGGGGCAGGGCCCGAGCGCAGCCCCCGGACGCAGGAGACCGGAGCGCAGUCGCGGCCUGAGCGGCGGGAGUGCAUCCGAGAGCCGCCGCAGGGACACCCAGGCCGGCCGCUCCAGGGCCAUGCGCGCCGCUCGCUGAGACCCGGGGAGGCCGCGAUGGAGGCGCCAGCGGGAGAGUCUUCGGCGCGAGGCUACGGCCCCCCGCCUGCGCCCGCGCCCGCCGCGGAAAGGAAGAAGAGCCACCGCGCGCCAUCGCCAGCCCGGCCCAAGGACGUGGCCGGCUGGUCCCUAGCCAAAGGCCGCCGCGGCACAGGCCCGGGUGCCGCUACAGCCUGUGGCACGGCGUCUUCGGCGAGACCGGACAAGAAGGGGCGCGCUGUGGCUCCCGGUGCCCGGGGCGCGGGGCCGCGGGUGGCCGGGGUGCGCACGGGGGUCCGCGCCAAGGGCCGCCCUCGUCCGGGUACCGGGCCCCGCCCGCCGCCGCCGCCGCCCAGCCUCACGGACAGCAGCUCCGAGGUGUCGGACUGCGCGUCGGAGGAGGCGCGCCUGCUGGGCCUGGAGCUGGCGCUGAGCAGCGACGCGGAGUCUGCCGCGGGCGGCCCGGCGGGGACCCGCACCGGGCAGCCGCCCCAGCCCGCGCCGUCGGGGCAGCAGCCUCCGCGGCCGCCCGCCUCCCCGGAUGAGCCGUCGGUGGCCGCAUCGUCGGUGGGCAGCAGCCGCUUGCCACUCAGCGCCUCGCUAGCCUUCUCCGACCUCACCGAAGAGAUGCUGGACUGUGGAACUGGAAGCUUGAUGCGGGAGCUGGAAGAGCUGCGUUCUGAGAACGACUAUCUCAAGGAUGAGAUCGAGGAGCUACGGGCUGAGAUGCUGGAGAUGCGGGAUGUCUACAUGGAGGAAGACGUGUACCAGCUGCAGGAGUUACGGCAGCAGCUGGACCAAGCCAGCAAGACCUGUCGCAUCCUGCAGUACCGACUUCGUAAAGCCGAGCGCCGCAGCCUCCGGGCUGCCCAGACAGGCCAGGUUGACGGUGAACUCAUCCGCGGUCUAGAACAGGACGUCAAGGUCUCCAAGGACAUCUCCAUGCGGCUUCACAAGGAGCUGGAGGUGGUGGAGAAGAAGCGGAUGAGGCUGGAGGAAGAGAACGAGGGGCUUCGACAGAGGCUCAUUGAGACAGAGCUGGCCAAGCAGGUGCUGCAGACAGAGCUGGAUCGUCCCAGAGAGCAUUCCUUGAAGAAAAGAGGGACCCGAUCUCUGGGGAAGACUGAUAAGAAGCCUACUGCACAGGAGGAUAGUGCUGACCUGAAGUGCCAGCUGCAUUUUGCAAAGGAGGAGUCGGCCCUCAUGUGCAAGAAACUCACCAAGUUGGCUAAGGAGAACGACAGCAUGAAGGAGGAGCUGCUCAAGUACCGCUCUCUCUAUGGGGACCUGGAUGCAGCCUUGUCCGCAGAGGAGCUGGCGGACGCUCCGCAUUCCCGUGAGACUGAGCUGAAGGUGCACCUGAAGCUGGUGGAGGAGGAGGCCAAUCUGCUGAGCCGACGCAUCGUGGAGCUGGAGGUGGAGAACCGGGGCCUGCGGGCUGAGAUGGACGAUAUGAAGGACCACGGGGGUGGCGGAGGUCCCGAGGCCCGGCUGUCCUUCUCUUCUCUGGGUGGUGAGUGCGGGGAGAGCCUAGCCGAGCUGCGGCGACAUCUGCAGUUUGUGGAAGAGGAGGCUGAGCUGCUGCGGCGCUCCUCUGCAGAGUUGGAGGACCAGAACAAGUUGCUGCUGAACGAGCUGGCCAAAUACCGCUCGGAGCACGAGUUGGACGUGACGCUGUCGGAGGACAGCUGCUCCGUGCUCAGUGAGCCUUCGCAGGAGGAGCUGGCAGCCGCCAAGCUGCAGAUCGGCGAGCUCAGCGGCAAGGUCAAGAAGCUGCAGUAUGAGAACCGCGUGCUCCUCUCCAACCUGCAGCGCUGUGACCUGGCCUCCUGCCAGAGCACACGCCCCAUGCUGGAGACCGAUGCCGAGGCUGGGGACUCUGCGCAGUGCGUGCCUGCCCCUCUGGGUGAGACUCUGGAGCCCCACGCAGGCCGGCUUUGUAGAGCCCGCGAGGCCGAGGCAUUGCCCGGCCUACGGGAGCAGGCCGCCUUGGUCAGCAAGGCCAUCGACGUCUUAGUGGCUGAUGCCAAUGGCUUCUCAGUUGGCCUCCGCCUAUGCCUGGACAAUGAGUGUGCUGACUUGCGAUUGCACGAGGCACCUGACAACAGCGAGGGCCCUAGGGAUGCUAAGCUUAUCCAUGCCAUCCUGGUGCGUCUGAGUGUCUUGCAACAGGAGCUGAAUGCCUUCACCCGCAAGGCAGAUGUGGCCUUGGGGAGCUCUGGCAAGGAGCAGCCUGAACCCUUCCCUGCUCUGCCGGCCUUGGGCUCCCAGGGGCCCGCUAAGGAGAUCAUGCUGUCCAAAGACCUUGGCUCUGACUUCCAGCCACCUGACUUCAGAGACCUGCUGGAAUGGGAGCCUAGGAUCCGAGAGGCCUUCCGUGCUGGUGACUUGGAGUCCAAGCCUGACCCUAGUCGGAACUUCAGGCCUUACCGAGCUGAAGAUAAUGAUUCCUAUGCCUCUGAGAUCAAGGAGCUUCAGCUGGUCCUGGCCGAGGCCCACGACAGCCUCAGGGGCUUGCAGGAGCAGCUGUCCCAGGAGCGGCAACUGCGGAAAGAGGAGGCUGACAGCUUCAACCAGAAAAUGGUCCAGCUGAAAGAAGACCAGCAGAGGGCGCUGCUGAGGCGGGAGUUUGAGCUGCAGAGUCUGAGCCUCCAGAGGCGACUGGAGCAGAAGUUCUGGAGCCAAGAGAAGAACAUACUGGUGCAGGAGUCCCAGCAGUUCAAGCACAACUUCCUGCUGCUCUUCAUGAAGCUCCGGUGGUUCCUCAAGCGCUGGCGGCAGGGCAAGGUUCUGCCCAGCGAGGAGGAUGACUUCCUGGAGGUGAACAGCAUGAAGGAGCUGUACCUGCUAAUGGAGGAAGAGGAAAUGAACGCCCAGCACACGGAUAACAAGGCCUGCACAGGGGACAGCUGGACCCAGAACACGCCUAAUGAGUACAUCAAGACCCUGGCCGACAUGAAGGUCACACUGAAGGAGCUGUGCUGGCUGCUCCGGGACGAGCGUCGGGGUCUGACUGAACUUCAGCAGCAGUUUGCAAAGGCCAAGGCCACCUGGGAGACAGAGCGGGCAGAGCUCAAGGGCCAUGCCUCACAAAUGGAGCUGAAGGCUGGGAAGGGUGCCAGCGAGAGGCCCGGGCCCGACUGGAAGGCUGCACUGCAGAGAGAGCGGGAAGAACAGCAGCACCUCCUGGCAGAGUCCUACAGUGCCGUCAUGGAGCUGACGAGGCAGCUGCAGAUGAGUGAGCGCCACUGGAGCCAGGAGAAGCUGCAGCUGGUGGAGCGGCUGCAGGGAGAGAAGCAGCAGGUGGAGCAGCAAGUGAAGGAGCUGCAGAACCGACUCAGUCAGCUGCAGAAGGCUGCCGAGCCCUGGGUCCUGAAGCACUCAGAUCUGGAGAAGCAAGACAACAGCUGGAAAGAGGCACGAAGUGAGAAGACCCACGACAAGGAGGGUGUUUCUGAAGCUGAGCUUGGGGGAACCGGCUUAAAGAGGACCAAAUCGGUCUCCUCCAUGUCUGAGUUUGAAAGUUUGCUCGACUGUUCCCCAUACCUUGCUGGCGGAGAUGCCCGGAACAAGAAGCUGCCCAGCAGCCCUGCUUUUGCCUUCGUGAGUGCUGAGCCUAUAGAGCCUGAGAAAGAUGCCAAGGAAAAGCCCGUGCUUCCCGCCCGGGACUGUAGCCACAUGGGUAGCCUGGCGUGUCAGGAGCCUGCAGGGAGACAGAUGCAACGCAGCUACACUGCUCCAGACAAGACGGGAAUACGUGUCUACUAUAGUCCCCCAGUGGCCCGGCGCCUGGGUGUCCCUGUGGUACACGACAAGGAGGGCAAGAUCCUCAUCGAGCCGGGCUUCCUCUUCACCACAGCCAAGCCCAAGGAGUCAGCAGAGGCUGACCGGCUGGCUGAGAGCUCCUAUAGCCGGUGGCUUUGCAAUUUCUCCCGGCAGCGGCUGGAUGGAGGAUCUGGGGCCAGCACCUCGGGUUCCGGGCCUGCUUUCCCCACGGCCUUGCAUGACUUUGAGAUGUCGGGCAAUAUGAGUGAUGACAUGAAGGAAAUCACCAACUGCGUGCGGCAGGCCAUGCGCUCCGGCUCCCUGGAGAGGAAGGUUAAGAGCACAUCCAGCCAGACAGUGGGUCUGGCCACCGUAGGCACACAGACCAUUCGGACGGUCAGUGUAGGCCUGCAGACCGACCCACCCCGCAGCAGCCUCCAUAGCAAGAGCUGGUCACCCCGCAGCUCCUCACUCGUGUCUGUGCGCAGCAAGCAGAUCUCUUCCUCCCUGGACAAGGUCCAUUCUCGCAUCGAGCGGCCGUGUUGUUCGCCUAAGUAUGGCUCACCCAAGCUCCAGAGGCGAUCGGUGUCCAAGCUGGACAGCACCAAGGACCGUAGCCUGUGGAACCUGCACCAGGGCAAACAGAACGGCUCGGCCUGGGCUCGCUCCACCACCACACGGGAUAGCCCAGUACUGAGGAACAUCAACGAUGGGCUGUCCAGCCUCUUUAGCGUGGUGGAGCACUCAGGGAGCACCGAGUCUGUGUGGAAACUGGGCAUGUCUGAGGCCCGAACCAAGCCUGAGCCUCCCAAGUAUGGCAUUGUUCAGGAGUUCUUCCGGAAUGUGUGUGGCCGGGCACCGAGCCCCACUACUGCAGCAGGCGAGGAGAGCUCCAAGAAACCAGAGCCCCUUUCGCCAGCCAGCUACCAUCAACCUGAGGGUGUAGCCAGGAUCCUGAAUAAGAAGGCAGCCAAGGCAGGUGGUAGUGAAGAGGUCAGACCCACUAUGCUGUCCCAGGUGGGGAAGGACGGUGCCCUUCGGGAUGGAGAUGGAUCCUUAAUCCUUCCCAGUGAGGAUGCUGUCUGUGACUGUAGUGCCCAGUCGCUUGCCUCCUGCUUCAUCCGCCCAUCCCGAAACACCAUCCGUCACUCUCCUUCCAAGUGCAGGCUGCACCCUUCAGAGUCAAGCUGGGGCGGGGAGGAGAGGGCAGCUCCCCAGUGAGGCACAGAGCAGCCAAGCUCCUGCUUCAAGCAGCCCAGACCCUGGAGAUGAGGCAAGGGGUCAUGUCCUCAGCCUCAAUCCAUCCAGGAGGAACAGCAGCUGUGCCACUGCCAGGGAAGAGCUUUCACAUUAAGGUAAAGCGAGGUGUCUUGCUGACUGCUGGGAAGUGACCUCUGAUUUCCAGGGCAAGGCAGUGAGCAAGGAGAAAGACUAAACCUGGGUGACCAGAACUGGGCCUCAAAAGCACCCGAAGAGCUUAGCAAGUCAGCUCUGGAUCCUCAAGGGGGCCUGGUACCACCCAUACCACGUCUUAGAAGGAUCCAGAAAAAGAGACAUUUCUGGCCAGGCUCUAGGAACAGGGCUGGCAGAGAUGCUCCCUACUGACCACAUGUGGAGGAGAAGCCACUGUGAGGAUUCCACUCUGCUUAAGGCCCAGCUCGAGGCUCUCAGAAGAGCUGGGCCUGGGUGUGACUGUCACUUCUUGCUCCCUCCUCUCAUCCCUGCUGCUCUGGUUGCUAGGCCUUCUUGGAGUAGGGAAGGGGAACAUGAUAGAGCAGAAUUCAGGGCCAAGUCCACUUGGAAUCCUGGAGCCCUGGAUCCCCCUGCCUGUGCCCAUAUGUAGCAAGAACCAGGAGGCAGGUAGGAGUACAUAAGGUUCAGAGUAGCAGGCCAGAAGUGCCAACUCCUUUGUCCUAGGGACUUGAAGGUCCAACUUCCGUAGGAGACUCGAUGAGAACAGAAAAGGGUAGCACCCAUCUCAACAGCUGAGGUAAAUGCCUACAUGCCAUGCCCUCCUCCCUAGGACCUUUUUCUUGGUAGCAGGGAUGGGUACCACAAUCUUGCAGCAGGCAGAGGGCAGAAAGGCUCCCUGGGAGAGACUGUUAGUUCAGACCAGAGAGAGCGCCAAGAGGCCAGUGUCCCGGGACACAGCCCAAGACAAGGGCCUACAUUGUUUAUUGACUAGAUUGUUUAUUUGAAUUUUUCAUACUAUAAAUAUUUAAGGUGAUUUACUUUAUUUUAAUAAUUUAACUUAUCCCCUCCCACCUCAGAGCCCCUAAGGUAAUUUAUUAGAGGUAUUCUUGCCUCUGGGACAGUGUGGGGCUUGUGACACCAUGGAGUCCUCCAUGUGGUUGAGGCAGCUCAGCACCAGACUCAGGUCUUCUGGUUUUGUCAGAAGGGCCCUCGGCAGAGCAGGGGCUCUGCACCUUGUUCCUCCAAUACCACCGGCCGUUUAGUCUCAGAGUGCUACACUUUCCUCAUCGCCCGGUACUUGGCCCGGCCUCCACAGGCCAGACUGUAAAUGCUUCAGACCAACGGCAGGCCAGAAUGAUGUCCUCACUCCCCAGACAUCACCCAUGAUCCUUUUCAUCCCGUCCUUCCCUCCAACACCUCUUCUCAUGAGUCAAACAGAUGACUGCAGCUCUGUUCCGAGCACAGUGACCCUCCCACGUUCCCGAAGUUAAGAACUCGCAGGAAAACAGGACGGGACUUGUAGAAUGUUGUCUAUUGCAGCUUUGCACAUGGAUCUGAGAGUGUCUACCAGCCUGCCAGCCUGUUCACCAGCCCUUCUCUUAGCCUUAUAGCCACUCAUGGCUCCUCAAACCCAAGCUCUACUGCCUGUCCUUCCUGCACCCCUAGGAGUCGCCUGAACCACACCAGUAUAACUCAACUGCGGCAUGGGGAGGGCUCAUAUGCCUCCCCUCGGUGCCAAGGAACCAAUGUCAGUUGUACACAUGCGAUGUGCCGCCCUCCUGUUCCUGACCGGGGACCCGGAUUCAUCCAGGGAUGGAUUAGCUUUUGUGCAGAGGUCCCCUCGGAAAGGCAGAGAGCCAGCUGCAUAGCUGGUUUGCUCCAGGACUAGGGAGCUGCCUCUACACUCCCACCUACCUGUACCCAGGCUAUCUUCUUAGAAACACCUGGGCCAGUUACCCAAAGCCCCUCGACCCCAUUCCCUAUGGGCAGUUUAUCAGGGUCAGUGCUUUCCAACAGCUGUUGACUCAUGCCCAGUACCUUGCGUGGGCAUAGUCAGCAGGCCAGUGGACCGUGGGCCAGGUCCCUCCAGGAUGCUACUGCUCUCCUCUAAGAGGUCAGAGGCCCCUUUAACAUUAUUUCUAACUGAGGGGACCACACCAGGCCACAAGCCACCAGAGGCCUUCUGCCACCUCCCAGAGCUGCUGAGAGCUUGGGAGGCUUGGAGAAAAGUCCCCGUAGUCCUGAACCUCAGGGCUUAGGGGCCGUUCAGCCUUACCACCGUCUCUGUAUGGGUUGCGCAUUUCCACUGUCUCAGCACCUGGCUCCUGUGGCCCCCCAACAGGUGUUGCAAGCUCCAGGUCUUGUUUUUCAGUCCCCGUUUCUAAUUCUUGCUUGCCACCGUGCAAGACCGCUUGUCACUGUCCCUGUGGAAGCCUCUGGACAUAGGGCUCGAUGGGGUUGAAAAUGUUCCGUGUAAAUAUUGGUUUGGUUUGAUCUUUAGCAUUUUACUUGGUAACUGGUUCUGUUUUCUUUGGGGGUGGGGUGGAAGGGUUGGUUUGUAAAUCUCUCUACUCUUUUGAAAUGUAAUUUCUAAGUUUGUUUCUUCAAAAUGCCUUUUAUGUCUUGGUAACAUUCCCAAAGCAGAAAACUGCCUGGCUUCCAUGGGGCAUGCCCCUUGAGGCCUGGGGGGUCAUGGGAAGGAGCUCUGCCCUUCUUCCUGCCUGUGUUCUCUCUAUUCACCUCUUCUUUCCUCUUCUUCCUCUUUCUCUUCUUCCUCCUCUCCCUCCUCCUCUUCCACCCUCUCCCCCUCCUCCUCCUCCUCUUCCUUCUUCAGCUUCUACUCUACUUCCUGAACCAAUGUCCCAAGGAGCCCUGGGGUCCCAUCCUCUAAAAGAUUGCCUGGCUUGUGCCCACAGGGUUGACACAGGUUGGCUGGGGGCAUGAGGGUGAGUUAAGUUACAUGAGUGAAACCAAACUAUGUCUCACCUCUUCCCAGGGCUAAACCAAAUGAGACCAUCUCAGAGGCAGUGGUGACUGGUGUUGAAAUGAGAGUCAGAGCUCUUUGAGGCCCCUGACUGAACAAGGCCUCAGCAUCCCUUCCCCUUUGCCCCGUAGCCUUCUUCCCAGUCCUUCUCCCACCAAGGCUGGCCUCUAAAGAUCUUGUUCUUUAGGAGCUCCGAUUGGGCUAUGUCUCUUGGCCUCUCCGGGGACAUUCAUUUACCAGCUGGCCUCCGGUGACAAAACCGAGUACUUGAAAGACUUGACCUUCUUGGCACCACCAUGCUGCACUAUGUAUCUUUCAUAGUCACAUCUGCCUCUCAGCUUUGUCCCUUCCCCAGGCUUCUUACCACUCACCCAGAGUUCCAGCCUCAGUUGCUCACUGCCUCCCUCUCCCUCCUCACUGCAAUAGCAAACAUCCCUCCAACCGUCCUCCCUGGAGCACCGUAUUGUUUAGAGGUCACAGCACCAUCUCCUCAUCCCUCCUUAGUCUCUCAAGGGCAACUCUUGAGGGGCAGUUUUGACAGGACAGGGCUUAGUGUUCUCAUUCUACAAAGGGGAAAACCGUUUUUUUGCCCUGGAGCCCUGAACCAGGAAGUCAUCAACUUUAAUAGCUGGGUUCUUCCCUGCUUUCUGUACAAACUCACUGGGACGCUGGCUAGAUUCAAAGCAUCCCAAACUCGCCACUGCCAAACCCAGAGGCAGGCUUUCAAUUCUGGACCUUUGUUCCGGAGGGUAGCCCAGGGACCACUGCACCCAAACCUCUGAGAGCAAGUUCUUGGUACAGAUUUCCAGACCUGACCCCAGCCUCUGGACAGAGGUCCUGUGGGUUUAGCCCCCUGGAGAUCCUUAAGCACCAGUGACCAGUGUUAACAUUCAAAAUUCCAGCCAUUCAUAACUCUUGCAUUUUGAGUUAGUGCUCAUAGUGUAGGUCCUGAACGAGAGCCCUGAGCACUGAGCUGUGAUUUGGGGGGGGUGAGGGUGUCGUAGACGAACUCUGCUUUGGGUAAAUUAUUCCAAGGGUUUUCAAAGGGCAUCAAAAACAGUCUUCCAUUUUAGUCAUGUUUCAUUAAGCAAAGCUAGAAAGGCUGGUUAAUCCUGGCCUUUAAUCCUGGCUACUUGGGAGGCAGAGACAGGAGGAUCACGUUCAAAGCCUGUUUGGGAAAUGGAGUGAGUUCAAGGUCAGCUCUGGCAUUUUUCUGAGGUCUUAUCUCAAGGAUUUUUGAAAGUGGUGGUAGCUCAGUGGUUGAUGCUUGCUUCACAUGUGUGAGCCCUGGGUUCUCUCCCUACUCUUGGAAAACAAACAAAACUGGGAAAAUCAGAGGAUGAGAACUAAGGACGUGUGUCACAGGAGUAGAGCACUGCCAAGGAAAAAGAAAAAGAAAAACAAUUAUUCCCCCAGUCUACCUGCUAUAAUCCCCAUAAUUACCAAAUUUAAAUUAUUCUCCCUUCCUCCCCCUGUUUUUUGUUCGUCUGUUUUUGUUUUUAGACACGAUCUUGCUGGGUAUCCCUAUCGGAUCUGGAAAUUGCUGUGUAGACCUUAAAUUUGUGGUGAUUUUUCCUGCCUCUGCCUCCCACAUUCUGGAAUUACAGGCAUGCGCCACCAUACCCAGCCUUCAAUUUCAUUCUCGAGUUUCCUAGAGGCCAUGGUAAGAAGAGAAGUAAGUCGGGCCUUUAUCUCUUUCAUCAGCCAAUCAGGAUCGCUCCCAGAGACAAACCAAUGUAGAACCUGAGGUCUCUUUAAAGACCCUGGAGCUGAUUGGUGUAAUACCAGGUUAGCCCAAGAUGAGACGAGUUUUCCAGAAGACGAUUUACAAAAUAAUAAACUGCCACCAGUUUGAAUGACUUUGGCCAAAUCACAUGGCUAGUCUAUGCCUCAGUUUCCCCAGCUAUAAAGUGGUGGCUGUGGAGAAGACCAAAUACAUGAUGCCUGUUCCUUUAAGAAAAGCUGAUGAAAAAAAAAAAAUGGGCUGGAGAGAUGGCUCAGCCGUUAAAGGCUAGGCUCACAACCAAAAAUAUAAGAAAAGCUGAUGCAAAUCUGUAUAAAUCUGAGUGAAUCUGACCAUACUAUAGCCAUUGAGCCCCUCAGUAGCCUGUACCUCCUUCCCUCAUUGGCCUUAAAUGGACAGGGACCGGAGGAGAAGCUCGCCAACCUGCUCACAAUUUAAAACGCUACUGUUGUCCUUUUGUGUGCGUAUGUGCAGGAGUUUGCACAAGCUGGGAAUGAGACUCAGAGCCUAGUGCAGGCGAGGCAAGCAUCUUACCACAGAAUUACGUCUCAAGCACCUAAGAGGCUUUUUAACAAGUAUUUACUUUGCGACAGAGGCUCUUGUAUCAUUAGUUGGCCUCCAACUCACUAUCCAAGGAUGAGCUUGAACUCUUUCUGCCUCUGUCACCGUUGGCAUUUGCUAUCACCCCGGCCCUAAGUGUCCUUUACAUUCUCAAUACUGUGUUAGCCACCGCUGUCUCCAGAACUUCUUCUUGGCCCCAAACUGAAAUACCACACCCCCAUAAUAAUUCCUAACUAACCUACACAGUGACUCCCACUUCUGCCCCAGGCCGGGUGACCUCUGGUCUGCUUUCUCCCUUCUUCACUGGCCUGUUUUAGGUACUCAAGUAGAUAGACCCCAGUAUUUAUCAUCUGUGUCUCACCACUUUGUGUUUUACAUGUGGACAAGGGCCCGUGGAUUGCCCAAGGCCUCUGAGCAAGGGGCCAGCACAUCCCAGAGCUCCUGACUCACCGAAGAUUCUAUACAUAGUGAUUGAGGGAUGCUCCGGGGGUGUAGCUGAACCCCCAUCUUUGUUGGGGUUCACUUUCCUCCUCACACACCUCCCCUCCUCCUUCAUCAUUAUCCAUAGUCUCCCUCCUGUCACUACUUCUUAGCUGGUUCCUGCCACCAGAUGAAGUGGUCCUAGCCUAGGGCCAGGUUUUCUUUGGAGCCCUAGGCUCUCUAUAGCACUAGCCCUCAGCCUCCUGUGUCCUCUUAAGUACUGUUCCCUCCUGUGGAUUUGUGUGUGACCUCGGCUGUCUCCUCCCUGUGCCAACAAACUCACAUGCUCACCUCAUCGGGGAAGUGGCAUGUCUGUCUUCCGAUUCCAAGGUUUGCUCUCAGAUCUGGAAUUAUCCCGUCUUGUGUUAAUUUUGUGUUUUCUCUCACUAAAGCUAACUGCUUCUUCCAUGGAUCAUACUUCUCCAUCUCUUCCAGUCCUCCUCCUCAGACUCAUCACUCUCUGCCUCCUGUCUUCCCUGUCCUCAGUCUCCCAAUAACAUCACCUUCCACUGGGAGGAUGCAUAGUAGACACGGACAGACUUGCUAUUUGUUCAUCCUUGAGUCUUCUCUUUCCACUUUUUGUGGCUUUGGUAUAAAGUGGGGCAAGCUUGACCUCUCUUUCUUUUGUUUUGUGCCUCUCUGUCCAUCCCAUCAGCUCUCCCCUGCAAAUCAGCUCAUCUCGGCAGAACCAAAUCCCCUGAACCAACAGCAUCUGCAGUUUGCAGAAUCCAUAGAUCCAUGAGAGGGGACCGAGGACAUGGUCCUGGGCCACAGUCCCUGCUCCAGGCUUUCCACCUGACCACUUUCCUUCCUCAUGCCCCUGGGACCAUCCUCUUCUCUCUGCCUACCCCAUUGACCUGGCCUCCCCUUCCUGCCCUUCACUAGCUUCCCGGUUUUCUCUGAAUAUCCUGGAAGAACUGAGGCAGUUGAGUCCGGCUUCCUUGUCACACCACAUGAAAAGCCACCGGUGCCACUUCUAUGAAGAGAGACCUCAGCUGGCAAUCUGGAAACCUAUCCCAAGUUUGAGCCUCCCCUUUUAUGGUCCUCAUAGGAGCACUAGGAUGACCCUAUGGACCCCAAAUAUCCUUUGGGUUUUGGGGCUCUGGAGCCUCCCCUGGAUCCACUGGGCCCGGACAACCCUUGUUCUUCUCUUGGCUCAACCACUGAUCUCUGUGCCUUAGUUUACUUCUCCACCCAGGGGGCAUCUAUCCAGACCUCUUGGUGCCUCUGCAACUGGACAUUGCCAACGUGGCUUCCUUGGGAGGUACCAGGUUGCCAAGGCGGCUGGGGCACCACUGACAACUCCAUUCCCACAGUGGAAACAUCACCAGGAACAUUGACAGAAGUGAAGAUUGUUGGCCCCACUGAAGCAGACCCAGCAGGCUGGGGUACGAAAGAGCCUCCAGUCGUUCUGAUGUGGACAAGUUUGCCAACAGCAAGGUUGUGGCCCCAGGUGAGCUUUCAGUGCAGCUUGGGCAGGAACUGGGGCUGGCCUGAGCCAAGGACAAGGGGAAACAACCAGUCAAUGGGAGUCCUAGAUUCAGGGCCUCUGGCCCCAAACAAAACAACACUUUCCUCUUUCUGGAAGCUGGAGUGAGGGCAGCAGUCUUGAAGUUUUCCUAUUAUCUCUUUGGCUCCAUUUCAGCCCAGCUCACCAUCCCCACUUUCAGGAUUUUCAGGAAAGCUGCAUAGCUGAUCACAGCAGGCAAGGGGGAGGGAGAGUCCCUGGAAGCAGGAGGCAAGAAGGACCCUUUUCAUUUAUCCAUUUGAAUCCUCACCAUUGCCAGAGGGCCUCUAUCCAAAGGGAAAGAAAGAAACCCAAGGCUGCAAGAAGAAAAUCCUGUGUACACUCCCAUGCUGCACCUCCUCAUCCUCCUGAUUCCAGGGACUCCAUGUAGACAGUGCCAAAAAUCAGUCCCAACCCCCAGUGCCUAGGGAAGAGCUAGAGCCUUUCCUCUCCAUCUUGCUCCCCUCCUCAACCUGGCCAAUACUGUGAAGCCCCUUCCUGCUCAGCCUGGUUUCCUGGUGAGGGUCCUGCAGUCGUGGGCCCUGCCGGACCCCUCAGGAGGGAAGGGACCAAGGGCAUCCUUGGGCCAACUAUCCACCUCUCCCUUCCUCUGUUCUGUCCUCCUCCUCUCCCUUCCACUGCCCCCCUCCGCCUUUCUAUCUUUAAAGGCUCCUUCCCAGGACAUAUUGGGUGGUAGGACGGCAUCUAGUCCACCAGCUGUCUUUGCCCUGUGUCUUAUUUCAGAUAUGAGAACUGUACAGUGUAAACUUACAAAGUGUUUUUAAUGGUUGUAGAUUGGAAAUAAAGUAUGUCAUAUAAA
Rattus norvegicus (Norway rat) is the source of this 13902-nucleotide messenger RNA. RefSeq names its product microtubule crosslinking factor 2 (gene Mtcl2). Gene Ontology annotation, biological process: negative regulation of gluconeogenesis; chromosome segregation; regulation of autophagy. Gene Ontology annotation, cellular component: extracellular region; midbody; microtubule. The record is from RefSeq and is a predicted model, not a curated record. NCBI's taxonomy places the organism in Eukaryota, Metazoa, Chordata, Mammalia, Rodentia, Muridae.